This is a messenger RNA of Trichoderma atroviride IMI 206040, 747 nucleotides long. RefSeq lists its product as uncharacterized. The record is from RefSeq and is a predicted model, not a curated record. Gene Ontology annotation, biological process: ubiquitin-dependent protein catabolic process; protein deubiquitination. Gene Ontology annotation, cellular component: cytoplasm. NCBI's taxonomy places the organism in Eukaryota, Fungi, Ascomycota, Sordariomycetes, Hypocreales, Hypocreaceae. Gene Ontology annotation, molecular function: cysteine-type deubiquitinase activity.
AUGUCGUCCAACACAAAUCCCGAUCCCGCCGCCACUGCGCCGGCCUUCAUCCCCCUCGAAGCCAAUCCUCAGCUGCUCACGACGCUCAUCCACAAGCUCGGCGUGUCGCCCGCGCUGCAGAUGCACGAUGUCUACUCCCUGACCGAUCCAGACAUGCUCGCCUUUAUUCCGCGCCCGGCUCUGGCACUUCUACUGGUGUUCCCGAUAUCAGCCGUGUACGAGAGCCACAGGAUGGCAGAGGAUAGCUUGGCGACCGAGUACAACGGCACGGGGGACAAGGAGCCGGUGCUGUGGUGGAAGCAGACGAUUCGAAAUGCGUGUGGACUGAUGGGGCUGCUACACGCGGUGACAAAUGGACCUGCAAGGGAGUUUAUCACCGAGGGAUCUACACUCGACGACAUCAUCAAGAGGAGCACCCCCCUCCACGCCGCCGACCGCGCCAGGGUAAUCGAGCAAACACCCGCCCUGGCCGACGCACACAAGGCCGCCGCCACCGAAGGAGACACUCCUGCUCCCGACGCCCAAGACGACGUGGACCUGCACUACGUGUGCUUUGUCAAGGGCAACGAUGGUAAUCUGUGGGAGCUCGACGGACGGAGAAAGGGGCCCAUCAACAGAGGGCCUCUGAACGGUGAUGAGGAUGUGCUGAGCGAGAAGGGACUGAAUCUGGGGGUGUUGAAGUUUUUAGAGAGGGAGGGAGGGGAUUUGCGGUUUAGUGCUGUGGCCCUGGCUGGGACGUUGGAUUAA